Messenger RNA from Penicillium verhagenii, 1584 nucleotides. RefSeq names its product MDR family MFS transporter. Bases 1 to 1584 code for a protein of 527 amino acids. The record is from RefSeq and is a predicted model, not a curated record. The transcript is spliced from 3 exons. Lineage: Eukaryota; Fungi; Ascomycota; Eurotiomycetes; Eurotiales; Aspergillaceae. Gene Ontology annotation, molecular function: transmembrane transporter activity. Gene Ontology annotation, biological process: transmembrane transport.
AUGCUAUGUAAUUUCCUGGCAUUGUUCUUGGUUGCAUUAGACCGAACAAUCAUCGCGACGGCUAUCCCUCGCAUCACUGACGAAUUCCACAGCCUCGGCGAUAUCGGCUGGUAUGGAUCCGCCUACAUGCUAGCCAGUGCAUCAGCACAGCUACUAUUUGGACGAAUCUACAAAUUUUACGACAUAAAAAGUGUAUUCCUGACUUCAGUAGUCGUUUUUGAAAUUGGAUCAGCUGUCUGUGGUGCUGCUCCUACUUCCAACGCUUUUAUCGCAGGGCGUGCUAUUGCAGGGUUCGCUUCUGCGGGAAUUUUCUCUGGAUGCAUGCUGAUUGUCAUUGCUCUGAUACCUCUUCACAAGCGGCCAAUGUACCAAGGCAUGUUUGGAGCUGUCUUUGGGAUCGCUUCGGUCAUGGGGCCGCUGGUUGGCGGAGGCUUCACUUCUAGUGUCACUUGGAGGUGGUGUUUCUAUAUCAAUUUGCCCAUUGGGGCUGUAAGUUUGGUAGCCAUGACCUUGAUCUGGCGCCCACGCAAAGUCGAUCGUGAAUGGAUUUCAAUCCUGAUGCAUAUCAAACGCCUGGAUCCACUGGGAAUGGUAUUCUUUGUACCAGCGAUUGUCUGUCUUCUUCUAGCCUUCCAAUGGGGAGGAUCAACAUACGCUUGGAACAACGGUCGCAUUAUUGCGCUGUUUGUCGUAUUUGGCGUCUUAUUCCUCAUCUUCUCGGCAAUCCAAGUUUGGAGGCCUGAGACAGCUACAAUCCCCGCAAGAGUGAUUGCUCGCCAAAGUAUCUUCAGCGCAGCGGUGUUUAGCUUCUUCUCGUCCAGCGCAAUGAUGAUGAUGAUCUACUACGUUCCCAUUUGGUUCCAAACUGUCAAAUUGGUUGAUCCUGUCAAAUCCGGAAUUUAUACCCUCCCACUCGUGCUCAGUCUUGUCGUCGCAAGUUUUGUCGGCGGUCUCACCACGCAAAAGAUCGGGUAUUAUGUGCCAAUCAUGUACCUCAGCCCCAGUAUCAUGUCGAUAGGACUGGGUCUGAUGACCACCUUUGAUCUCAACACUAGCUCAGCACACUGGAUUGGGUAUCAGUUUAUGUGCGGGUUUGGUCUCGGUCUUGGAAUGCAGAUUAAUGGAUUGGUGGUGCAAAGAAUUCUACCACCGCCAGACAUUUCAACUGGCAUUGCGCUAAUGUUCUUCCUCCAGCAACUCGGAGGAAGUGUUUUCAGCACGGUGGGACAGACGAUUUUAAGCAACACACUUAUCUCACGUCUAGGUGGGAUUCCCGGCCUAGAUACGGGAUUGGUUGUGAAUGAAGGUGCAACGGAUUUGGCCUCUGUGGUGCCUGCCAAAGACAUUGUGUUAGUUCAGCGAGCAUAUAACGAUGCCUGUAGGAGAAUAUUCUUUACUGCCUUAGCGCUUACAUUGGUGGCUUUGAUAAGUUCUUUCGGUAUGGAGUGGAAGAGUAUCAAAAAAGGCAAAAAUGGUCAAGACGAUCCGGAACAUGAAGAAACCAGCCAUGAUGCUGAGACUGGGGGAUCUAGUCUGCAACUCACCCAACAGACCGAACAAAAGCUCCCUAUGUUGAAGGAGUAA